Lasiosphaeria miniovina is the source of this 1404-nucleotide messenger RNA. Its product is annotated as 4-aminobutyrate aminotransferase. NCBI's taxonomy places the organism in Eukaryota, Fungi, Ascomycota, Sordariomycetes, Sordariales, Lasiosphaeriaceae. Gene Ontology annotation, molecular function: pyridoxal phosphate binding. The transcript has 2 exons. Gene Ontology annotation, biological process: GABA catabolic process. Gene Ontology annotation, cellular component: mitochondrion. The record is from RefSeq and is a predicted model, not a curated record. Bases 1 to 1404 code for a protein of 467 amino acids.
AUGGCGCCCUUCUACUCCUCAGAGCCCAAGGGCCCGUCGGUCAAGACAAAGAUCCCCGGCCCCAAGGCCAAGGCUGCUAUCACUGAAUUGGACAAGGUCUUUGAUACGCGCAGCUUGAACAUGCUCACCGACUACAACAAGAGCGUGGGCAACUACAUUGUCGACCCCGACGGCAACGUGCUGCUCGACGUCUACGCCCAGAUAGCAUCCAUACCCGUCGGCUACAAUAACCCCGCCCUCCGCGAGGCGGCCCUGAGCGACGACAUGAUCAGCAGUCUCAUUAACCGACCUGCGCUGGGCAAUUUCCCCCCUACCGACUGGGCUAACGUGCUCAAGACGGGCAUCCUCAAGGUCGCCCCAAAGGGGCUCAAUCAGGUCUUCACCGCCAUGGCUGGGUCCGACGCAAACGAGACGGCAUACAAGGCCGCCUUCAUGUGGCGGCGCCAGCACGAGCGCGGCGGCGCCCAUGUUGAGUUCACUGAGGAGGAAAUGGCGUCGGCCAUGCUCAACAAAACACCCGAGGGCUCCUCGGAGCUGAGCAUCAUGAGCUUCAAGACUAGUUUUCACGGCCGCCUCUUCGGUAGUCUGUCCACCACGCGGUCCAAACCCAUCCACAAGCUCGACAUUCCAGCCUUUGACUGGCCCCAGGCUACCUUCCCCGCGCUCAAGUACCCUCUUGAGAAGCACGCCGAAGAAAACGUGGCGGCCGAGCAAGCGGCCCUCCAAGAAGUCGAGCACCUUAUCCUCAACUACCACGUACCACCUUGCGCCGUAGUGGUGGAACCCAUCCAAUCAGAGGGCGGCGACAACCACGCCUCGCCCGCCUUCUUCCGCGACCUGCGUGCCCUGACGCGCAAGCACAAUGUGCUGCUCAUCGUGGACGAGGUGCAGACGGGCGUCGGCGCCACGGGCAAGUUCUGGGCCCACGAGCACUGGAACCUGGAGGAUCCGCCAGACAUGGUGACGUUCAGCAAGAAGGCCCAGACGGCUGGCUACUACUUUGGCAACCCCGAGCUGCGCCCCAACAAGCCCUACCGCCAGUUCAACACGUGGAUGGGCGAUCCGGCCCGUGCGCUGCUGUUCCGUGCCAUUAUCGACGAGAUCGAGCGGCUCGACCUGGUCAGCAACACGGCCCGUGUUGGCGACUACCUCUAUUCCAAGAUCGAGGCGCUCGCCGCCAAGUAUCCGGGCCAGUUUGAGAACCUCCGCGGUAAGGGCAGGGGCACUUUUAUUGCCUUUGACAACCCCCGCCGCGACGAGUUCCUUGCCCGUGCUAAGGGCUUCGGUGUCAACAUUGGCGGCUCUGGCCAGUGGGCCGUCCGCCUCCGCCCCAUGCUUAUCUUCCAGGAGCAUCAUGCCGAUAUCCUGGUUGAGGCGCUCGAGAACAUUGCCAAAUCUUGGUAA